Molecule: messenger RNA, 285 nt
Organism: Morchella importuna
Lineage: Eukaryota; Fungi; Ascomycota; Pezizomycetes; Pezizales; Morchellaceae
Exons: 1
Coding region: 1-285 (94 amino acids)
Source: RefSeq, a predicted model, not a curated record
AUGACCCCCCCACACCCGCACCAAGCUCAGCUCACAAUGCUCACUGCCCACAUCCGCCAGCUCUGGCAGACUUACGACGGCCUGAAAACACUCGUAGACACCACCUUCGCAGCGCCCAUUCCCGACCCCAGUAUCUGGCAGCUGAUGACUGGUGCUCCCGUGACGAGCGUGGAUGUAGAGAGGGCGGAGUGGGAGAGGAAGCGGUGGGAGGUUGUGAGGAGAAUGGAGGAGGUGGUGGUGGAGAUUAGGGCGUGGGAUGAAAGAGUGGGGGCGUUGUUGGUGUAG